AUAUAUGUUUAAAAAGGUAGAUUUAGUUAGGUAUUACCUGAUAUCAGGGUUUGUGUCAAUUAUGAAAAAUAAGAUUAUAUUUGCUAGACACAGAAGAACUGGGUUUUUGAUGGAUGGUCAUGGGCAAUUUCUUUAUUUUGUAGGUCUAUUUUAGAAUCUUAUUCAUGUGAUAGAAGUUUGGUAUCAUUUGAAAGGUUAUCUCUAAUGCCAAAUUCUUUUUCAGUAGGUGUGAUUUAAUCACUUAUUAUGCAACAAAUUUAUGCAUCAACAUUGAAUGCAGCAAUAUGUACUUUGUUAAUUGACAUAAUAUAGUUAAAAAAAUAUUUGUAUUUCAAGCUGACUAAAAAGGUUCUACCUAUAUGUAUUUUUUGUGAGUAUCAAAGAAAUAGUAUGUUAUAUACUAUUUAUUUCCUACCAAUAAUGGAUAAACCAAUUUUAACAUAUCACAAACAUUUUACUUUUGGCAAAGUGAAAAUACUGAGCAUCAGUGUCUCAGUCUUUUAUUUCUGUUUAAAAAAUAAAGCAUCACAUAAUAAUUAUUAUUAUACAAAUGAGCUUUUGUUACAUAGUUAUGGUAGACUCAUUAAAUAGAGAGUGUUUUACAAAUUAAUACUCGUUGAACAGUUUUAGUUCUGCAUGACAUUUGCCCAUUAUUGUUUUCUGCGUUCACGACCACUGUUAAUUUAACAUUCUCAAGCAGCAGGCUUGAAACCCAGCAGUUUGCAAGUUGGAAGAAAAAUAACUUUGAACUGGAAACCCAUUAACAGUAACAGGUAGAACCUGCUAGAUCUGUGGGCUUCGAGUUUUAUGGUACUUUCUAGCUGGGAUCAAUAGCAUGGGAGCAUGUUUCAAUAUGCACUGCACUUUUAUGCAUCACUAACUGAUUUAGCUCUAGAUUUUUUUUUUAAGGUUUUAUAUUUUGCGUUCUGUUCCUGUGAAGUAGGAGGCAAUUUAGAUUUGUUUGGGAGGUGAAAAUUGCUACAAAUCUUGUACAGGCAGCGUUCUUAUCGGCUUCGCCGGAGAGUUAAUUUUGAAAUGCAGCCUCUUAUAGCAGCGUGUGACUGCGAUGCCUAAAUUAGCAGGGGACUCUGUGAGCGGUGAGAUAGAAGGGACAAGCCAUCUCAUUUCGGCUGAUAGUGGUAAUAGUGGGCCGUAACGGCGUAAUUCAAAGUCGUUUCUUUCUCAAGGGAAUUUUAUUCCAUCUGCAGUCCCACAAAAAACACUUUAGUUGGAAGGAAUGAUCUGUGCAAGCCCUCUGCCGAGAAAGUAAGGUGUCAGAAAUGCCUGCUGAUCGGCCACUGGACGUACGAAUGUACAGGUAAACGCAAAUAUGUGUGUCGGCCAUCUCGUACAAAAGAGAUGAUCAAACGGCAGAAACAAAAUGAAGAAAAGCAGAAAUGCAAACUGGUAGCAAAAGUGGCUACUAUUGAUGAGAAAAAACGUAAGAAGAAAGUGUAUGUGAGUGAAGAGUCGAGUUCGUCCGACUCUGAGAGUGACUCUAGUUCCUCCACCGACAGCUGCUCCUCCUCCUCCUCCACAUCCACAUCCAAGUCAUCAUCAUCCUCAUCAUCAUCAUCCAGUUCAUCUACGUCCUCAUCGUCAUCAGAUGAAGAGUCAUCAUCGUCAGAGUCGGAUUGCAGGCAGAAGAAGAAGAAGAGUGCGAAACGAAAGUGCUAAAAGUGUGAAAAUGAAUAUAAAUCUGGUGUCCGAUAUCUAAUAUCUAGUGACCAGGCCAGACUGUGUUCAUAUCAAGAAUGGAGUGAUGCAAUGAAACCAAAAGAAAUUGUGUAAAUAGUCUUUCUAUUGAUGUGUAAAUAGUGACAAAAAUGGUGACAGAAAUCUUGCAUGCUUUUGAUGAAAGGUAAUGUCAUUAAUGGCGGUCUAAAACAAAAAAGUUUGCAUAAUUACAUGAAGUAUUGUUUUUGCCUGAUAGUUUUCUUUAUUGGAACCAUUGGCAAAAUUUGUUGUGGUACAGGUGUGAUGGAUUGGAAUUUGUGGAUCCGAAGGAAUAGAAGACGAGUUUUCAAACUUAAGGAAUCAUGUGGACAACGGAAGUAGCUAUAAAACCUGCUUUCGAUUAGAAGUGAGUGCACCAAUAUGAAACAGCUAAGUUUCACGUUUGCUGGAAACAUUACCUUGGAGUUGAAUAAACAUGUUUUUUUGUGUGUACAGUAGCAAAUUAAAGCUAUUAUUUUGAUAACAUUUGUGCCAGAGCUACUUAGUUAUGUUUUUAAAAUUGUCACCAGACCUCUGAUAAUUGUGAUAAUGAUUGUUUUGCAUAUUUUUAAUUUUCAGAGGUCUUGUCACUGCUGUUGUUGUCCAGAAAUAUACCAACAAAUCAUUCCUAAUUAAUUUUCAGUCUUUCUGUAUAUUCUUAUAUCUGUCAAAAUGCAUAUAAAAUUGGUGGGACUGGGCAGUGAAGAAGUGAGGGGUUUUUUAACACUCGAUAUCACAGUUGUUAUGUCUGAUAUAUAAUUGUAGCGUAUUUUAGUGGUUAGUUAUACCUAUGCAGAAUCUAGUAUGUAUAGAAUACGACAGUUAUUAUAUAAACUACUAAAGCAUUAAGAUACCAGCUAGCUUUUGAGUCAUUUUAAAAAGUACUUAAUGAGAAAUAGUGAGUUGUACAACGAAGACUUAAAAAUGACUUAUUGUUUUCAAAUAUGGUUAGAUAUUCUAUUGCUUAACUGCAAAGUUUAUGCAGGUUAUUUAAGCUGCUUCCAACAUUUUUUAUUUAUUCCAAUAUACUAGGUUUCUCUGGUAACCAUACUUUAUGGUAUUCCUCCAUAAAAGGAGAGUGCAUCGAAAAUGUCUGUGAUUACCUUGUUACUUUAGAUAAUUGAUUGUUAUGACAACUUGUUUACUUUGUAACCUAAGCACUUCGAAGAUUGUUUUUAACUUCUGUAGUCUUGUAGACAUCACACAAGCAUGCUGAUUGCUUGUUAACUUCAUAACAUACUGAUUUUGUGACAUUAGCCCACUUCAGUUUUGACAGCAAACCACGUCAUUUAUAACUAGACCCUUUUUUUUUUAAAUUGUAUUUUAUUUGUGACAGACCACUUCAUUUCAUGUUAGACCACUUCAGUUGUCAUUAGACCCCUUUGACUAAUGUGUAUUAGACCACUUCAUUUGUGACAUUAUAGACUUUGACUUUAAAUCAUAUAAUGCCUGUUAACAUUAGACAACUUACCGUAGUUGUAACAUUAAACCUUUUAAUUUAUUGCUAUUUUUUCUCUCAAUUCUUAAUAAUUGAUUAAGCAACCUGUGAUACAUUAAAAUUAUUACUACUGAAAGUUGUUAAAAGGACAGCCUCUGAAAAUUACACCAGAAGUAAACUAGUUUAGAGUAAACACAGCUGGUGUCAUAUUUACAUGAUGGACAAACUACCGAUUACUAUGGAAAUAAUGCGUAAGCACACAUGUAUGUAUGAAACAAGUUAAAGGUGUUUUGUUAUACAUGAACAGUAUUACAACCAUUUUUCACCUCUGUGUUUUGUGGAAUUGCACAGACGUGUAAAAGGUUCAUACUGUGGUUAUUAAAUAGCAGUGAGUUUGUUUUUGUAUGCACACAAGACUGGCAGUAGCUGCACUGUAAAAUGUAGUCAGUUCUUUGUGUAUGGGACACCAGUCUUAUAAUUAUUUUGCUACACCCUGCUUCUUUUCAUACAUGUUACUUCAUAGAUCACUGACGUUUUCCGUUGUUUAAAAAAAGCUUCAAUUUCUGUCACCCACAUUUUCAACCAUUACUAAAAGAAUUUUGUCUGCAGUAUUACAUACUCUGUUUUGUUUAUGUUUUGUUUGAUUGUUUUGUUACAUUAACAGGGUAGAAUUUUUUAAUCUGGCUUAAAACCAGAAUUCUGAUUACGAGGCUUCUUAUUCUAUAUAUAUAGCAACUAGUCAUUCAUUUAAAGGUGCAUUCUUAAAGUUGCAAGUACCGGGUACUAUUUUUUGUUGUAUUUAUUUGUGAAUCAAUACCACAUAUAAUCAGUACAUCAUUACAUGUAAGUGAAACCGUUCAAAAUUGAAAUAUGCUGUCACUUGGUACAAACUGUGGUUUCCCUUCAUUAAUAGAAAAUUGAAAUAUGCUGUCACUUGGUACAAACUGUGGUUUCCCUUCAUUAAUAGAAAAUUGAAAUAUGCUGUCACUUGGCACAAACUGUGGUUUCCCUUGAUUAAUAGAAAAUUGAAAUAUGCUGUGACUUGGUACAAACUGUGGUUUCCCUUGAUUAAUAGAAAAUCAUUGUGUAUCUGCUGAAAUAGCAGCCAGUUUUUAUUUGUCAAGAUGGAGACAUGAUUCAAAUUCAGAAUGUGACAUAACAUGUUAAAUUGUCAAAGACAUCCUUGAUUUUCCAUUUAUAACUAAUAUAAAUUAUUUAUACAGUCAAAUCCACUUUAUUGCAUAUCGGUUUAUAGCAUAAAUAAGUUAUUUGCAUAUAAUUCGGCUGCACAGAACCAUUUAGCAUUAAAUCAAUACAAAUUAUGCCACACAUUUGAAUAGCUUUGUAAAGAAAAACAUCGGUUAAAUGCAUACGAAAACCAAAACAAUCUAGAAAAUUCCAUUAUAAAAUGUUCCACAAACCUUUAUUAUUUAUACAUGUAUAUAAUUAUAGUAAUUGAAAUUAUUUGGUGGUAAUAUUUUUAUAACCAUGUAAUUCAAAGUAUAGUCUUUAAAAAAACAAAAACAAAAAAAACAACAUUUGUCAUUGUGCAACUGUGAGACUGCUCCUUUUAUAUGAAUUACAUUUGCUUAAUUGCUCAAGUUUGAAAACUUUGUUGUACUUGCUAACCAAUUUGUAAUUCAAGUAAUUUGGAACCAAACAAAUCAUUGUUAAAAUGUGUACCCUGCAUUAAUAUUAACACUUUGUGUGUUGCAGCUACUGUAUAACACAUUUUGGAUAUGCAAGUUGUAUUUUUGUUCACAUUGAUUUAAAUCUCAUGAUUUAAAUAAAUUAUUUCACUGCG
Gigantopelta aegis is the source of this 4958-nucleotide messenger RNA. Its product is annotated as zinc finger CCHC domain-containing protein 10-like. The record is from RefSeq and is a predicted model, not a curated record. The transcript has 4 exons. NCBI's taxonomy places the organism in Eukaryota, Metazoa, Mollusca, Gastropoda, Neomphalida, Peltospiridae. Gene Ontology annotation, molecular function: nucleic acid binding; zinc ion binding. Bases 1360 to 1677 code for a protein of 105 amino acids.